Messenger RNA from Malania oleifera, 1564 nucleotides. Its product is annotated as monooxygenase 2-like. The record is from RefSeq and is a predicted model, not a curated record. The transcript has 5 exons. Gene Ontology annotation, molecular function: FAD binding. NCBI's taxonomy places the organism in Eukaryota, Viridiplantae, Streptophyta, Magnoliopsida, Santalales, Ximeniaceae. Bases 61 to 1344 code for a protein of 427 amino acids.
AAAAGAAGCAGAGAUCAGAGAUCAGAGAUAGAGAGAGAGAGAGAGAGAGAGAGAGAGAAGAUGGAAGGCGGGCUGGAGGUGAGGGAGGAGGAGGUGGUGAUUGUAGGGGCGGGAAUAGCGGGGCUGGCGACGGCGGUGGCGCUGAAGAGAGUUGGGGUAAGGUGUUUGGUGUUGGAGAGAUCUGAAAGGCUGCGGACCACGGGUGCCGCCCUUUCCCUUUUCCCCAACGCUUGGCUGGCGCUCGACGCACUGGGUGUGGCUCACAAGCUCACUCCUCGUUAUCCUCCUUUGCUUAAGAUGUUUCUAACCGAUAUUGGCACCGGAGCUGUUCAAGAAAUCUCUCAUGCUGCGGGAGGCACCGGGAUUCGGGCCGGGCCCAGAACGGUCCACCGAAAAGUUUUGCUGGAGACCCUAGCGGAGGAACUACCAGCCAACACAAUACGUUUCUCUUCCAAGCUCUCAUCCAUUCAAACGCAGCCAGGAGAAGGAGGUUCUUUGCUACCCAUCUUGCAUUUGCAAGAUGGUACUGUUAUCAAAGCCAAGGUUUUGAUAGGAUGCGAUGGGGUGCACUCGAUGGUGGCACGUUGGUUGGGGCUCUCUGCACCGGUUCAUUCUGGCCGGUCCGCUGCCCGUGGGCUAGCCCACUUUCCUGAACCCCAUGGACUCGAGCAUGCAAUCUAUCAGUUUCUGGAUUCAGAGAAAAGGGCUGGUUUUGUUCCUCUAAGUGAUAAAGAUUUCUACUGGUUUCUCACCUGCAAAUCUACUGCAGAAGAAGAUGCUAAGUUUAGUGGAAACCCAGAACUCUUACAAAGAGAAAUAAUUGAGAACUUCGCAAAGGACUUCCCUUCCGCGUACUUGGACGUCGUUCGUCAUGCUGAUGUCUCCGAGUUGACAUGGGCACCGCUGGUGUUUAGGUACCCGUGGAAUGUGAUAUCUGGAAAUGUUUGCCAAGGUACCAUUACUGUGGCCGGUGAUGCCAUGCACCCUAUGACACCUGAUCGAGGCCAGGGUGGCUGCACAGCCUUGGAGGAUGCCGUGGUCCUAGGGAGGCACAUCGGGGAAUCUUUCAUCCGAAACAAUGGCCAAAUUUUGCCACAAGAGACUGCAGAAGCCUUAAAGAGGUACUUCAAAGAGAGGAGGUGGCACACUGCCAGCGUGAUUGCGACCUCGUACUUGUCAGGAUGGGCGCAACAAAGUGGCUCAACGUGGUGGAUGAAGCUAAUAAGGGAUGUGAUAUUCUAUAGGUUUCUUUUCCCCAUCUUAUUUAAUAUGCAGUAUGACUGUGGGAGAUUGCCUGACGUCUCAACCGAUGAAUUAUUGAAGAACCAAAAAAAGGGAGAUUAGGCAUCUUUUAUUUAUUUUCUUUCAAAUUGCUAGAUGCAGUUGCUCACUUGCUUUAUCAGAGAGAGAGAGAGAGUUGAGCUUUAUAAUGAGAAUGUCACUAUACAUGGAACAGUGGCUACUUAAGAGUUGAAAAAUGAAGUCUUCAUUGCUUCUUAAACUUCACUUGUAUUUAUUUUCUAUACAUUUUUGAAUAAAUAUCUUUAGAAACAUGUCAAGAUAA